Podospora anserina S mat+ is the source of this 786-nucleotide messenger RNA. RefSeq lists its product as uncharacterized. Gene Ontology annotation, biological process: maturation of LSU-rRNA; maturation of 5.8S rRNA. The coding region runs from base 1 to 786 and encodes 261 amino acids. Gene Ontology annotation, cellular component: preribosome, large subunit precursor; nucleolus. Lineage: Eukaryota; Fungi; Ascomycota; Sordariomycetes; Sordariales; Podosporaceae. The transcript has 4 exons. The record is from RefSeq and is a predicted model, not a curated record.
AUGCCCCAGAACGAGUAUAUCGAAAGACACCGCAAGCUUCACGGCAAGCGUCUCGAUCAUGAGGAGCGCACGCGCAAGAAGGCCGCUCGUGAGGGCCAUAAGCAGAGCGAGAAUGCGCAGAACCUCCGCGGCCUGAGGGCCAAGCUGUACGCUAAGCAGCGUCACUCGCAAAAGAUCCAGAUGCGCAAGACGAUCAAGCAGCACGAAGAGCGCAACGUCAAGGGCGCCCCCGCCGAGAACGAGCCCUCCAACCCUAUUCCCUCGUACCUUCUCGACCGCGCCAAUCCCACAUCCGCCAAGGCCCUCUCCAGUCAGAUCAAGAGCAAACGUGCCGAGAAGGCGGCGAGGUUUUCGGUGCCGAUUCCCAAGGUCAAGGGUAUCAGUGAGGAGGAGUUAUUCAAGGUUGUCAAGACGGGCAAGAAGGUGCACAAGAAGGGGUGGAAGCGUGUGGUUACGAAGCCUACUUUUGUUGGGCCUGAUUUCACCAGACGGCCGGUCAAAUACGAACGUUUCAUUCGCCCCAUGGGUCUCCGGUACAAGAAGGCCAAUGUCACACACCCAACUCUCAAUGUCACGGUACAGCUCCCGAUCUUGGGCGUCAAGAAGAACCCCAGCAACCCCCUGUACACCCAGCUCGGUGUUCUGUCCAAGGGUACCAUUAUCGAGGUCAACGUCUCCGAUCUUGGUAUGGUCACAGCUUCCGGAAAGAUUGCCUGGGGUCGUUACGCCCAGAUUACCAACAACCCCGAGAACGACGGCUGCCUGAACGCUGUUUUGCUUGUCUAA